AUGUCCCAUAUCGAAAUCAUCGAGUUACACAGGUACUAUCCUGAUGGCAUUAAGCGGAUCAUUGGCCGGGGUGGGCAAAGUUAUAUUGGUGUUGUUAAUGAAUCGACAGUGUUGAAAUACCCGACCAUACCAGGCACAACCAGCAAUCUUCAAGUAGAGAGUCAGCUCCUUGAGAUAUUAGGUAACCAUCCUCGAAUUAUCGGAUCGAAAGGCCUAACCGAUGAUGGCCUACUCCUUGAAUAUGCAGUAAACGGAGAUUUGAAUAGCUACAUCGCAGCAAACCCCGGCACAUCUCUAGACCAAAGGUUGCAAUGGUGUCGACAAGCUGCUGAAGCAGUAGAGUAUUUACACAAAAAGCGAGUCAUUCACUGCGAUAUCAACUUACGCAAUCUCUUACUCGACAAAAACCUCGAUCUCAAGCUCGCAGACUUCCAGGGAAUGCAUAAAUCGUGCGAUGGGGACGUUCUACUUGAUGGCUUAUCUCGAGAGUGUACCAAGUCGUUCCUACCGCGAGCUCAUGGUGAUUACGCCGACGUGAAAACCGACCUUUUCGCUCUCGGAUCUGCGAUCUACUUCAUUAUGAUGGGGCACGAAGUUUUCCCGGACUUAGACAGCAAUGAGGACGAGGAGGAGAUUGAACGCCGGUUUCGAAGCAGCCAAUUUCCGAUCGAUCCGCAAGGGUGUAGUGCAAUUACGAACAAAUGCUGGACACAAGAGUACGGCUCUUCUCAGGAGGUUGUUGACGAUAUCACAGCUGUUCAGAAAACCAUGGCCUCUACGUUAUCCAUUGGUCAGGAAGGCUGA
Molecule: messenger RNA, 804 nt
Organism: Venustampulla echinocandica
Lineage: Eukaryota; Fungi; Ascomycota; Leotiomycetes; Helotiales; Pleuroascaceae
Exons: 1
Coding region: 1-804 (267 amino acids)
Biological process (GO): protein phosphorylation
Molecular function (GO): ATP binding; protein kinase activity
Source: RefSeq, a predicted model, not a curated record